AUGGACUCAGACCACAACAUGGUGAUAGCCACCGUCAACCUCGGUGACAGGCUUGCCCACAACCGAGCAGUCCGGACUAAACCGAAACAGAAGAAGUUCCACCGACGGGAACUGCAGGUGGAAGCAACGCGAUGGGCGGUGACUGCGCGGUUCCUCCUGAACCUCGACCAACGGCAGGGCGAACGAGCGACCACCUCCCCUGAGAAGGCGACCGAGUUCACCAAUGCUUUCCUCGAAGCGGCGAGGGCGAUACUAGCUGAGGAACCGCGGAUACGACGCACGCAGGAAUGGUGUGAGACCCCUGAGACAAGAGCAGCAUUGGAGGAGGCCCUCACCAAACGGCGGGAAGCGCGUCGAGCGAUGAAGUACAACGUGAACACAAUGUCGUGGAGGGCCAUCAAAGCAGCAUAUGUGACGGAACUCGAAGCGAUCUACAAGGACCGCGAUAUGAGAGGCCUCUACCAACACCUCAAGAGAUCAGUGGGGCUCAGUGGGAGACAAGCGAGAAGACAGCAGCCCGUUGCGGACGAGUAUGGCGUGCUGCUCCGGAGAAAGAACUACAUCUCCCAGCGAUGGGCGAGAUUCUUCGGCACCCUCCUCAACACCAAGUCCCCCACCCUGAACCCAGACAUCAUCGAACAAGUGACGCAGCGACCGGCGACACGUGCCACUCGACGGUUGGGGNUCCUGAACCUCGACCAACGGCAGGGCGAACGAGCGACCACCUCCCCUGAGAAGGCGACCGAGUUCACCAAUGCUUUCCUCGAAGCGGCGAGGGCGAUACUAGCUGAGGAACCGCGGAUACGACGCACGCAGGAAUGGUGUGAGACCCCUGAGACAAGAGCAGCAUUGGAGGAGGCCCUCACCAAACGGCGGGAAGCGCGUCGAGCGAUGAAGUACAACGUGAACACAAUGUCGUGGAGGGCCAUCAAAGCAGCAUAUGUGACGGAACUCGAAGCGAUCUACAAGGACCGCGAUAUGAGAGGCCUCUACCAACACCUCAAGAGAUCAGUGGGGCUCAGUGGGAGACAAGCGAGAAGACAGCAGCCCGUUGCGGACGAGUAUGGCGUGCUGCUCCGGAGAAAGAACUACAUCUCCCAGCGAUGGGCGAGAUUCUUCGGCACCCUCCUCAACACCAAGUCCCCCACCCUGAACCCAGACAUCAUCGAACAAGUGACGCAGCGACCGGCGACACGUGCCACUCGACGGUUGGGGGCGGUGCCAGACCUCGAGGAAGUGGAACGGGCAACGAAAGGACUGCAGAACUUGAAGGCACCCGGCAAUGACUACCUCCCUGCAGCUUUGCUCAAGAUCGACGUCGACGACAAGGAACCCAUCGUCCCGAAGCACCUCCGUGCCAUCCUCGGUGAGGUGUUGUACGAGAAGGGUGACCGGUCCAACUGCAACAAUUUCAGGGGGAUCUCGCUCCGAUCUCACGUAGGCAAGGUCCCCAUCAAGAUCAUCACCAACCGCCUAAGCGCCUUCUGCGAAACCAACAACAUCCUCCCAGAGCAACAAUGCGGGUUCCGACCUGGGCGAUCCACCAUCGACAUGCUGUUUGUCGUACGCCGACUGCAAGAGUUUGGGCAGAGAAGGAAAAUACCACUCUACAUGUGCUUCGUCGACAAGAAGGCGCAUGAUUCGGUGAACCGAGAGCUGCUGUGGAAGGUGCUGGCUAGGGCCGGGAUUCGAGGAGAUGAUCGCCGUCAUCCGCCAAUGCCACGACGGAAUGCGAGCUCGGGUGCGCAUGGACGACGGUGA
Ectocarpus sp. CCAP 1310/34 is the source of this 1761-nucleotide messenger RNA. NCBI's taxonomy places the organism in Eukaryota, Phaeophyceae, Ectocarpales, Ectocarpaceae. The record is from the annotation of a GenBank genome assembly.